This is a messenger RNA of Paramecium sonneborni, 2868 nucleotides long. Lineage: Eukaryota; Ciliophora; Oligohymenophorea; Peniculida; Parameciidae. The record is from the annotation of a GenBank genome assembly.
AUGAAAUAAUUAGAAAUCAUUGUCAAUAAACGAGAACAUUUAAGCCUUUCCAUUAAUAGUUCUUCUACAGUUGAAUAACUUAUAAACAAGAUCAUCUAAACUCUUCAAUUUCCAAAAGAAUCUAAAUAUACAAUUACAAUAGAUGGAACCCCAAUAGAUUCUUCAUAUUAAAUACCAGAAAAUCUACAAUCUCGAAUUAUUGCAGAUUUUAAUUGUUUAACAUCUAUAUAAUUUGAAAAUCCAUUUAUUCAAACAACUGAAUAAGAAUUAGACCUAUGCAAACCUUUAGUAGAAAUAUAAAAAGAAUUAGCUAAAGUAAUGCUUCCUAUUGAAUAUUAAAUAAUUAUAUUAAAAAAUGGUAAGCGGCUUACAGAAACAUAUAUAAACUACUAUCCAGAAAUUCCAAAAAAAUUACAAUUCAUCGUUAAAGCAUCCAUCUAUAUUAAUUAUUAAGGAAUCCAUCAUCAAUUAUAAUUAAAUCCAUUUGAAAAGAUUGAAAAAAUUAAAAAUUACAUUUUCUAAUAACUUAAUAUUGAUUAAGGAUUCUUACUUUUCUAUAAUAAUACCUAAUUAAAUGAUGAAAUGUAUUUUAUCUCUUAUUUGAUUCCUGAUCAUUCAGAACUUACAAUUAAAUUAUAAACUAGAAUCACUCUCUUAGUUAAAUAUCAAAAUAUUGUUCAUAAGUAUUCAACUUCAUUAAAUGAAAAAUUAUCUGUUGUCAAAACUAAACUAAAAUAAACUUAUAAAAUACCUGAAAACGAAAAACUUGAAUUAUUCUAUCAAAAUAUAUAUUUAGAUAAUAAUGAGGAGAAAUUGUCUGCUUUAAACAUAGAAGAUAAUUCACUUAUAAACAUCACAAUAGGAAAAAAAUAUAAUUUGAAUUUAGAAAAUGAUUAUUAACAAUAAACAUAUCAAUGCUAAGUUAACUCAAUUGAUUUAGUUUCUAUCCUUGAUGAUAUUAUUCCAUUAUAAAAUUGUCAACUUACUUACUAUUUUGGUGGAAAAGAAUUAGAUAAAAAUAGAAGUUUUGAUUAAAUUCAGGUCAAUAAUUGUAAUAUUAAUAUCAAAUAUCGAGUAUAAAAAAAGACUAUAUUUGUUAACUUUUAAGAAGAAUAAAAAAGCUCUAUAAAAUUGGAAGUUAAUAUUUCAGAUCCUAUCAGACUUGCAUUACCACAUAUAAAUUUAGCAAAUGAUUCUAUAACUAUGUUUUUUUAAGGUAGAAAGAUAUCUAUUGAAAGCACAUAUGAUUAAGAAGGAAUUAAAGAAGGAAGCACUAUCAUAUACUAAUUUAAUUAAUUUUAAAUAAAGUAUACUAUUGCUCCUGAUUUUUAAGAAUAUUCUAUAUUAAUCGCACCUAGAAUCAAUGGGGCCUAAUUAAUAAAUAUUUUAUCAAAGAACUAUAAAGGAUUAAGUAAAAAAUUUAAAUUAAUGCUAAAUAAUAUUGAAUUCCCUGUUAGUUAAAUAGUUGAAAAGUAAGAAAAUUAAUGUUUUCGACUAGUAUCAAUGUUUGAGAUGUAAUUUCAAUUUUAGAAUGAUAAUCAUAUUUAUAAUAAGACUUACUCAAUGGAUGAUACAAUUUUAAUUGCUAGAUAAAGAUUUUCAGAAGAAUUUAAUAUUCCACUAAAUUAGUUGUAUAUUUUUUUUUUAGAUUAAGAACUGAAAGAUGAGUAUAUGAUUCAUAAAUAUAAAGGAAAGGAUCUGUAGAUUUGUGAAACAAUAUGUGUUAAGUUCUAAAAGUACAAAAGCAAUGUAUUAAUAUAAAAAAAUUGCAAUAAAAACUUUUAAGUAAAAGAGAUAUUAAAAGAAUUCUUAAGAGAAUUUUCUUAAAAAGGGUGCCGAUGUUUUUUAAAUAAUUAACUUAUUAAUGAAUUAAAUUUGUUAAAAGAAAUUACUAAUUAACCAGCAGUUCUUUUAGUUGUUGAAUUUCAACAAGAGUUAUAACUUAUUAAUAAAUAAAUAAAAACUUAAGCAAUUUAAGUUGAGUUUUAUCCAAAAUAAAUUGUAGCUUCGACUCUAGCAAGAUUUAUGAAUGGCAAUUUCUAAUUUUAUUAGAAUGAUGAAUUGAUUGAUGCAACUAAGUCUUUUGAAGAUAAUCAUAUAUAAAACAAAUCCUAAAUUUAUUAUGAAGAAUGUUAUAAUUUUACUUUAGAGAUUUUAAAUGAUAAUUAAUAAAUUUAGCUUAGAAUUAACUCAUAAAAAAUUAAAAUUAAAGAUGCUAUUUAACAAAAAAUUUAAGAAAAAUAUUCAUCAUAGUUUUCUGCAUUUUAUAAUAAAUAAGAAAUAAAUUUAGAAAAUACAUUUUUAUAAGAAAAAUUAAUGGAUUAAAGUAAAAUUUAAAUUUAAUUGCAUCAAUAAUUAAAAGUGUUUAUUAAGGAUAAUGAUUAUAAAAUACAAUUUACUGUUUCCUCAAAUAUAACAGUUGGUGAAUUAAUUAAAUAAUUAAAAGGGAGUAAAUAAAAAAAGUUAUUUAAUGCAGAGAAUUAGAAAUAAUUAUAAGAUCAUGAAGUAUUAUUUACCUUAAUUAAUUCUAAUAAAGUGGUUGAUCUAAUUUAUAAAGAACCAAUUGAAAAUUCAAAUAGUCUUUAUAUACCUUCAGAACCAAUAUAAAAUAAUAGAAAAAUAACUUUGGACAUAAAUACAUAAGAGCCUGUACCUUUACAAAUUGUUAUUUAUAAUAUGAUGGAUGAUCAUAAAUUAUAUGAAACUGUGAGAUUAGAUUAAAAAGUAGGUGAGUUUUUAGAUCAAUUUGAAAAAAAAAUGGAGUUUUCAGGAGUAACAUUAUUUUAUGAUGGAGAAAUAGUAGAUAGAAAUAAGAAAUUUUAAGAGAUUAAUUUAAAUGCAUUAAGUAUAUUUGAAAUUGUUUGCUGA